GUGGCGCCAUGGCUUCCCGGGAGGAGGUGCUCGCUCUGCAGGCAGAGGUUGCCCGGCGUGAGGAGGAGCUGAGUUCCUUGAAGCAGAGACUGGCAGCGGCUCUUUUGGCGGAGCAGGCGCCAGAGCGGCUGGUCCCGGCGUCACCCCUGCCGCCGAAGGCCGCUCUGUCUCGGGAGGAGAUUUUGCGUUAUAGCCGGCAGCUGGUGCUCCCGGAGCUGGGAGUGCGCGGACAGCUGCGCCUGGCCGCCGCGUCGGUGCUCGUCGUGGGCUGCGGUGGGCUCGGCUGCCCGCUGGCGCAGUACCUGGCCGCGGCCGGCGUAGGCCGCCUUGGCCUUGUGGACUACGACGUAGUAGAAAUGAGCAACUUGGCGCGGCAGGUGCUGCACGGCGAGGCGCUGGCCGGGCAGGCUAAGGCCUUCUCGGCCGCUGCGUCGCUGCGCCGCCUCAAUUCGGCGGUAGAGUGCGUGCCCUAUGCGCAAGCGCUGACGCCGGCCACGGCGCUAGGCCUAGUCCGCCGCUACGACGUGGUGGCCGACUGCUCUGACAACGCGCCCACUCGCUAUCUGGUCAGUGACGCGUGUGUGCUAGCCGGCCGGCCUCUCGUGUCCGCCAGCGCCCUGCGCUGGGAGGGCCAAGUCACCGUGUACCACUACGACGGCGGGCCUUGCUAUCGCUGCGUGUUCCCCCAGCCGCCCCCAGCGGAGACUGUGACCAGCUGCGCGGACGGCGGGGUGCUCGGUGUCGUAACCGGGGUCCUGGGCUGCCUGCAGGCGCUGGAAGUUUUGAAGAUCGCAGCAGGUCUGGGUCCGUCUUACAGUCGCAGCCUGUUAAUCUUUGAUGCCCUCAGGGGCCAAUUUCGCUGUAUUCAGCUUCGGAGCCGCAGGCUCGACUGCGCGGCUUGCGGCGAGCGGCCCACUGUGACUGCCCUGCAGGACUACGAAGCCUUCUGCGGCUCCUCGGCCACCGAUAAGUGCCGCUCCCUGCAGUUGCUGAGCCCCGAGGAGCGAGUUUCGGUCGCCGACUAUAAGCGACUUCUGGACUCAGGCUCACCCCACCUGCUGCUGGACGUCAGACCUCAAGUGGAGGUGGACAUCUGUCGUUUGCCUCAUGCCCUGCACGUUCCCUUGAAACACUUGGAGCGGAGGGACGCGGAGAGCCUGAAACUCUUAGGAGACGCAAUCCGGGAAGGGAAGCAGGGCGCCCAGGCAGGGGCAGCUUUCCCAGUUUAUGUGAUUUGCAAACUGGGCAAUGACUCCCAGAGAGCCGUGAAGAUCCUGCAGUCUUUGACAGCAGUCCAGGAGUUAGAAUCUUUAGCAGUUCAGGAUGUUGUGGGGGGCCUCAUGGCCUGGGCUGCCAAAAUCGAUGGAACAUUUCCUCAGUACUGAAGUGGAUGGUAGAGCCUGACCGGAGCCAGAUGUGGAUUGAUUGCCCUGUGUUACCCAAAAGAUACAUUUGUUCCUUGUUUUUUUUUUUUUUUUUUUUUUUUUUUCCCCCUCAGGAAUGCGUGGAAGAGAGACUGGGAUUGUCCAAUAACUGAAUACAUGGACUCCUUUUUAUAAGGGGCUUUUCUGUUGUAAUGUAUUGGAUGUUGUAGUUAUUAAUGGAUUUUAAUACAGUUUCUGAGAAGUGGCUUGUGUUUUCAGCAUUUGGAAGCUGUUUUGAACAUGUGAAUUUUAUUUUUUUGUUUUUGUGAACAUGUGAAUUUUAAUGUUAAGUGACAGGAUUUUGUGUUUUGACAGGUCAUUUCUCUGUUCUGCUUUUUUUCUCCACCUCCCCCAACAAAAAUACUUUUUUUUUUUUUUUUUUUUAAGAUUUUGUUUAUUUAUCCAUGAAAGACAGAGAGGCAGAAGCAGGAUUCCCAUGGAGCAGGGAGCCUGAUGUGGGACUCGAUCCCAGGACCCCGGGAUCACAACCUGAGUCAAAGGCAGACACUUAACCGAUUAAGCCACCCAGGUGUCCCUCAAAAAAUAUGUUAAAUCGUCUAUUUUAAUGCUUGGCAAGUUGUAGUAAACUUAGUCUUCCUGAAUUGAUCACAGGUGAUACACUUAAGGACAGUUUAUUUACUAAGACACUGGGUCUUCUCUCUACUUCAAAUGAUAGCAUAUAUUCUACAGAAAUGUCUAAAAAUGUAAAUUAGUUUAAUUAUAUGGGAAAGGGUCAUUCUAUUGAAUACUUCAAAUUAAUAUCAAAGAUAUUUCUAGUAAGGUAAAGGAAACUACCUUAGCAUUCUGUCAGUUUUCUCAUAAAUUGCUGGCUUAAAAAGACUUUUUUUUUCUUGCAGUGAUUGUACUCUGUCUUACUGUGGUUUGGCUUGCUUUGGAAUCUUCAAGCCUGAGCCUCAACCUCCUGCCCUCCUUUGUCCUUUCUUCCUUAUCCAGUUUGUUCUUUUACUUUCUUACUGGCCAAGGAUGCCAAAUACAGUUUUGAAUUAAAGUGGAAUAGUAAGCAUUUUUAUCUCCUUCAUUAUCUAAGGUGAAAAACUUUUGACUAUUUGACCAAUAUUACUUGUUACUUUACUGUAGCUACUCUUUAUCAGAUUAAAGAAGUUUCCUUCUUUUUAUA
This is a messenger RNA of Nyctereutes procyonoides (raccoon dog), 2562 nucleotides long. RefSeq names its product molybdenum cofactor synthesis 3 (gene MOCS3). The record is from RefSeq and is a predicted model, not a curated record. Gene Ontology annotation, cellular component: cytosol; cytoplasm. Bases 9 to 1385 code for a protein of 458 amino acids. Gene Ontology annotation, biological process: tRNA wobble position uridine thiolation; protein urmylation. Gene Ontology annotation, molecular function: URM1 activating enzyme activity; thiosulfate-cyanide sulfurtransferase activity; adenylyltransferase activity. NCBI's taxonomy places the organism in Eukaryota, Metazoa, Chordata, Mammalia, Carnivora, Canidae. The transcript has a single exon.